GACCGAUAUUUUGGCGACUUAAUUGGGCUCGUGGAAUUCGAUGAUGAUAACCUUUCAUUGGAUUCCUCUGUCGCCCAGCAAAUAACAUUUGGAAAUGCCCCUUUCCAAGUCGGCACGACUGGUCUCGAAGGGUGUACUGUGGUGACUGUUGUAUCCAAGCGAGCCGUCUACAUGGCGCACUACUGGGAACGCAAAAGUUGGACUAGCUCGUACUGGUUCCCAAGACGCAUCAUCAACUUUAUCGCUGGCCGGAAUCCAAAUCAGGGAGUUGGUCCUGCCCUCAACCCGGCACUAUUCAACCGCCCUACCGACGACACGCGGAUCUAUAUCAUGCACCCCCGCAAGGGUGGGAAAAAGGCGACGUACACUUCGCCAAAUUACACAAAGAAGUUUAAACAAUUGAGAAGCUUGCUCAACGAAGAGCUUCUUCCCGGCGUACCCACAGCGACUUGGUUCUAUAUCCCUGUCGCCAACCCGGGGGACGUGCCCGAUCCCAUUGCUGAUCAGCCCUGGAGACGACACGCCGUCUUCCAAUAUGACCCGCAAGCGCAUGGUACAAGAAGCAAAGGAUGGAGACUCUUCUACGAGGAUCAUUAUUUCGAUGAUACAAACCCCCCUCCUGGCACUGAAUCUGCCAAUGGAAUUCCGGAUAUCCCAUGA
Molecule: messenger RNA, 660 nt
Organism: Aspergillus costaricaensis CBS 115574
Lineage: Eukaryota; Fungi; Ascomycota; Eurotiomycetes; Eurotiales; Aspergillaceae
Exons: 2
Source: RefSeq, a predicted model, not a curated record